UGCUUCAGUUCAGAAGAAACUGCAGCUACUUUCUGGACGUGGUCAGUACACAACCGUCAUCACAGAAGUCAACCCGAAACCAGUGGAUAUACCUCAAUGGAAGUUAAAAGUCUUUUCUUUUUUCUUCAUGUUGGCCUUCUAACUCUUGGUCAAGAAAUUCUCAGUUCUCCAAAAGACUCAACCGUUUUCCUUCAUGAGUUUGCAGCGUUUUCGUGUUGGGCGAAGGGUGAUGAGGUAACAUGGAAAUUGAAUGGAUUGCUCUUGAAGGACCUUCCACCAGAGUUACGGAAAGAAUUGAUAUUUAACACCUCAAGUUAUAAUUCUACUUUGUUUGAGGAACUAGUCAUCCCAUCCAAACCUGAGCGCAAUGGAACUACAGUUCAAUGUCUUGGAGUAAAAAUUGAUGGUUCCUCAGCAGAGAGUGAGAUUGGGACAUUAAUUAUUCAAGGUUUGUUGAUGGCUGUGAUAAACUUGAGAGCCAAAGGUGAUGUCAGCUCGGUUACUAUAUCCUGGACUGCUCCAUUCUCUCUUAAUGUUACUGGUGGUGAUCGAGAUAUAUGGUACUCUAUCACCAUCUAUAAUGUUACAGAGAAAUAUUACCCAACAGCUAUCCGCUGUACUGACUGUACCUAUAUCAGUGAGACACACUAUACCUUCACUCCUGACCACCUCAGUCCUUGUGAUGUGUACAACUUCUCUGUUUAUCCCUUACAAUGGAGCUGGCCAAGGAGAGAGCAGUGGCACUAUAACCUCAUUUGAUGAUACUAUUACAGUUGAAGUUCAAGCAAGGAGUGAAGAUGAAAAGCGUGAUGUCACAUUUAGAGCUGAAGAAUUGGAUAAGUGGGACAAAAUAUCUGUUCGAAAUGAAGAAGGCAGAGUUGUUGGUGAAAAAAAUUUUAG
This is a messenger RNA of Geodia barretti, 900 nucleotides long. The record is from the annotation of a GenBank genome assembly. Lineage: Eukaryota; Metazoa; Porifera; Demospongiae; Tetractinellida; Geodiidae.